UAAUAAUAAUCAUUAAUCAUAACAAUAAGUUAUGUUCCUCAAAACAUGAGCUGAAAGAGAGUUAGGUUAGGGUUUUACACAUUCCAAAUGUUUCAUCCCUGAAAAUUCGAAUCUCCAAUCGCCGAUUCAAUUUCCGACCAAUGGGAUCAUCGUCGGCGUUUUUCGUUAUCUGCAUUCUCCACUCUAUAAUCGCGAUCACAAGUGGCGCUCUCAUGAUGUUCUACAUGAAAGAAGUCUACACUUUCGGUCACGGCGUUCAAACGGCGACGAAGCUUCUCGGAUCUACACCGCAUGAUCAGCUUCUCAUCAAAACCUCCGAUUCGUUCUCCGGUUUACUCCUUGUUGCAAUUGGAUUUCUUCUCUUCAUGGUUUCGUUUGUUAAGGAUCGUGAUUUUCAGAAUUUCUUUGCUAAGGGUUGUAUUUUGCUGCAUGUGUUUAUGGCUUUGUGGAGGAUCUACUUUGAACGUAAAGUUGAAGAUCUCGCUUGGGAUUGGCUUAGACAAACUGUUGGUGAUAUUCUAUUGGCACUUUCGUGGGUUUUCUUCAUUGUUUACUCUUGGAGAGAGAAGUAUGAUUAAUUAGCUUCAUUCUCUCUUUUUUUUUUAUUGUGUUUAUUUUGAUAUUUCUCAUCGGUAUGAUUAUGAAUUUUCUGUUUUUUUUUUUUUUUUUUUUUUAAUUUUCUUUU
Cicer arietinum (chickpea) is the source of this 685-nucleotide messenger RNA. RefSeq lists its product as uncharacterized. The record is from RefSeq and is a predicted model, not a curated record. Lineage: Eukaryota; Viridiplantae; Streptophyta; Magnoliopsida; Fabales; Fabaceae.